Molecule: messenger RNA, 741 nt
Organism: Sinocyclocheilus grahami
Lineage: Eukaryota; Metazoa; Chordata; Actinopteri; Cypriniformes; Cyprinidae
Product: CD209 antigen-like protein C
Exons: 7
Coding region: 1-741 (246 amino acids)
Source: RefSeq, a predicted model, not a curated record
AUGUCUGAGCCUGUUUAUGCCAAUGUAAUCACUGAUGGGACACAUAAGGACAGGCCAUCUUCAGGAAGUGAUUCAGUGAAGAACAGGAGCUCCAGAGCAGCUGCAGUGUGUUUGGUUCUGCUGUGUGUUCUUCUGCUGACUGCAGUCAUAGUACUGUGUGUCCACAUCCAUACAAACAACACAAACUGCACACAAGAGAGAGAUCAGCUACUAACUAACAUUACCAACUUCACAGAAGACAGAGAUGAGCUACAAACCAAGAUUAACAGCCUCACAGAAGACAGAGACCAGCUACUAACUAACAUUACCAGUCUCACAGUAGAAAGAGAUGAGCUAAUAAUAAAGAACAGAAAUCUGUUGAACGAGACACAGCAGCUAAUAAAUCAACUUCAACUUCUUUGUAAAGAGGGAUAUGGACAGAUCUAUCAGUCCAGUUUUUACUUUGUUUCCCCGGAGUGGAAGAGCUGGAAUGAGAGCAGAAGAUUCUGUACAGAGAGAGGAGCAGAUUUGACUAUCAUAAACAGCAGAAAGGAACAAGAGUUCAUUCAAAAGAUUUCUGGUGGUGCUGGAGUCUGGAUUGGUCUGACUGACAUUGAUGUGGAGGGCCAAUGGAAAUGGGCUGAUGGCAUCACAUUGACCUCUGGUUUCAGCUUUUGGGGGACUGGAGAGCCCAAUGGACAAAGAGGAGAGAACUGCAUUGCCUCUUAUCCAUCAGGGUGGAAGCGAUUCAGUGAAGAUUAG